Messenger RNA from Suillus subaureus, 884 nucleotides. RefSeq names its product fungal fruit body lectin. Lineage: Eukaryota; Fungi; Basidiomycota; Agaricomycetes; Boletales; Suillaceae. The record is from RefSeq and is a predicted model, not a curated record. The transcript has 3 exons. The coding region runs from base 328 to 768 and encodes 146 amino acids.
CUUCUCUGAAAUUCUGUUCGGCAGGACAGGGGUUGAAUAGAUGAAGCUCAGCAGCAUGCCCCUCUCUUAGCGUCUGAUAGCGCUAUUGAUCCGAAGAAAGGAGUUAAGUUAAAAGAUCUGGUGACGAUGAAUGGAAGCAAGCCAGACAUGCGCCCGGGCCUACGAUCAUGAGAUCACAACACUUGACAUCACACCUGUCAGCCUGGGUUGGACCAACAGCUUGUCCAGAGCCAGGCCUAGGACUAAUACCAAGCAGUGCUCGUUGUAUAAAGGGCCUGUAAUGUGCACUGUUCUCUCCAGAUCAUCCUCUUUACAACCAGACCCAACAUGUCUUACUCAAUCUCAGUCAGAACCGUCGAUACUACCUCCCUCAACCCCGGUUUCACGCUUGUCGAGAAAACCGUGUGGCACUAUGCCAAUGGCGGGACGUGGACCAACACAGAAUCAAUCCAGACGCUCGUCAUGGGCGGUAGCGGUACGUCUGGUACGCUCCGCUUCAGAAGUGGUUCCGGGGAGGAGUUCCUCGUGGCACUGGGCGUCCACAACUACAAGAGGUGGUGCGACAUCGUCCCUGACCUCGCGCCUGGGGACACGUGCAUGAAGAUCCAUCCCGAGUACUACGUGGAUGGCAACCCUAGGAACGAGAUGCUGUGGAAGCAGCUGGCUGAGAUCCAGAAGAAGAGCAAAAAGGGAACUAAUGUGGAUGUUAAGUACGUCGAGGAGUUUGCCGGGGGAAAGUCCUUCAUCGUUCACAUCACUAUUUCUUGAAUCUCUCGUGCACUAUACACUCUCGUACCAAAGCAGUUGUCGAAAGAUGCAGAACGAAUGUGCUACUAGUAUGUCAAAAUGAAGUUGAUAUUAUGAUGAGUGUUGUAAUUGCGGAA